Heterostelium album PN500 is the source of this 5403-nucleotide messenger RNA. Its product is annotated as RCC1 domain-containing protein. Lineage: Eukaryota; Evosea; Eumycetozoa; Acytosteliales; Acytosteliaceae. The coding region runs from base 1 to 5403 and encodes 1800 amino acids. The transcript has 9 exons. The record is from RefSeq and is a predicted model, not a curated record.
AUGAGUAAUAGAUCUAUUUAUCACAGUGGAGGAGGUGGUGGUGGUGGACAACAACAACACCAACAUCAUCUACCUACACCAACGAUGUUGUCAAGUUCAGUGUUGGGUGUACUCUCCUCUACUUUGAUGAUGGUUCCAGAUAGUGGUGGUAAUAGUGGAUAUCAUGGUAGUAGUAAUUCGAUGAUGAAUAACAACAACAACCAUUUAUCUUCAUCUACCAACAGUUUGAGUAGUAGUUCAUUUACACCGUCGUCGUUCAGCGGUGGUGUCGGUGGAAUGACCGUCAGCAACAGCAGUGGUGGUAUCUCAUCGAUGAUGUCGUCACACUCUCAACCUCAGGUCGGUGCAUUCACACAGAACUACGAACUGUAUUCAUUGAACAGGUUGUUUUGUAUUAAUAAUACUGGUGUUGGUGGUAGUGGCAAUAGCAACAAUUCUAACGCAUCCGGUGGUGGUAAUAAUAACAACCAACUAUUACAUCGUAGAAAUAACUCUAAUACAUUCAUCAGUGCCAAAGAGAAGUCGUUAUCUGAUCAUUUCCAUGGUAGUGGAGCAUCUUACUAUAGCAGUGGUAGUGGUGGUAGCAACACACCCGGUAGCCAGCUGAAUGGUUCCGACGGUUACAAUACUUCCCAAGGUGUUACAAUUCAACUUACUGCACAAGGUGGUUAUGAAGAUCAUCUUUUCUUUGCAAUGUAUUGUUCAAAUGAUUAUUUAAUUGUUAGAUUUGUUGGACAAAGUAAAGUACCGCAAUACAAGUAUAUUCAAUGGUCUAGAGAACAUGCUAAGCGUAUCGUUUCAAUGUCAUUCGAUCCGAAUGCACAUUGGUUAUUAUGUCUACAACACGAUACCUCUAUCGUUCGUAUUCCAAUCUACUUUAUGGUGUGUAAAAAGAUGAAUCAACUCGAAGAGAACAAUCAAAGUAACAAUACACCACAACCAGUAGAAGAGAAAUCUAUAUUUUCAUCAAUUGCAUUAAAAUUUAAUAAGAAUGCACAAUUACAACAACAACAACAGCAACAAGAUAAGAAACCAAGUCAAAACAUUGUAAAUAUUCCACCAUUGUCAAAUAAGAGUUUAGUUGGAUCCUAUUGUCUGUGGUGGCGAACAUCCAACGGAGAAGACUUUGGUAUCAUCGCUACAACCUCUGGAAUCGUCUUCUUUAUCAACCUCAGCACCAAAGAGAUACAAAAGAAACUUAAAUAUGAAUAUCCUAUUAUCAAAUUAGAGUUGAUAACAGGUACAUAUGAAUCUUUUUUAAUUGUAACAACAAAAUCAAUGGUACAUCAUCAAGUAAUUAUCGAACAGAUGGUAUCGGAUAGAAGAUAUGAAACUAUAGUUGCUCAUAGUAUUAAUGGUAAUGUCAAUGGUGGUAGUGGUGGCUAUGGAAGUGGCAGUGGUAACUCGAACAGCGCCGGUGGUAAAGGUCAAGAUCUAUCACCUUUCCAAACGACAACACUGUUCACCAGCGAUCGUGCGAUGACCGAACGUUCGCUAGAGAAACAAAAGAAUGAGAAUGGUAACAUCAUGGCAUCAUUCAUCAAGAGUAACUCUAAACUAGAAAUCUACGAUCCACUCUACCUAAACAAAUUCCCAUUGUUUGUCUACCAACUGCCGCAGAGCACAACACACUUUUACUUUACAAAGAAUCUUACAUUCGUAUCGGAACUAGCAGAUCAACACUAUGAUAAUUCAAGAGUGAAUGUUUCAAUCAUUUCCAAUCUUGUAUCUGGAACUGCAUCGAAUUCAAAAUUUGUAAAGAAUCAAUCAAUGAUACAAACAUUCCAAUUGGCUUUAGGAGAGUCAGUGUUAGCAAUCACUAGUUCUUUAGAGGCGAAUAACAGUAGUAGCAAUGGUGAUAGUAUAUAUAUGCCAUCGUGUUAUCUUUGGACUAAUUUCUCAGUGUAUGAAUUCCGUCCAAAGAAGUCACCGGAAGAGAUAUUCUUUGAAUUGGUAUCAAAGAAUCUUGAAAAGAUCGAUGGUGAAGCUCUUGGAAAGACAUUCCGUAUGGAUCUACUAAGUCUAUAUGAAACUGCUGCUGAUCUUUCUUUUGAUCAAGGUAGAUACGGUAGAGCAUUAGAUUUAUAUUAUUUAUCAGGUGUUAAAACAAAUAAAUUGGUUUUGAAGUUUUUGGAGAUUGGUAGAAUGGAUAUUAUUAUGACACAUCUAAAAGCAAUAUUACAUCAACCUGAUGCUUUUAAUGAUCAAGAAAAGAAGAGAAUGACAAAUACAUUAUUCCAAUGUUAUUUACAAAAGUUGUUAAUGUCAAAAGAGGAGUUUAAGUCAUCGGAUGCAGAGUUUUCUUAUUUCUUGACAAACAAUUGGGAUUACGAUAGAGAUGCUGCGUUACACUUGUUGUUACAACACGGUCUGUUGGAUUAUUACUUCUCUGUUGCUCACAGUGGAAAGAUGAUUGGUAAAGCACUUGCUAUGCUAUUGGAGUCGAAUAUCCUACAUUUGGACGCCGAGAGAAUUUCAUUCCUUCAGAGUUCCUAUCCGUUGGAGUUGAAGAGUCAUCAGAAUGGAAUGAUAUUCGAUUGUUUAUCACCGGAUAUCCAGGUAAAGCUUAUCCUAGAGGACAACCAGAAUAUACCACGUUAUGUAAAGAGAUUAUACCACUUACUACCGAUGCUAUCGGAGAAGUCGUUAAUCGAAAUAGCAACAGCAUUCGAUCCAAUUACUUUUGAACCAUUCAACUUGACACCGUCAAUGACCAACAAGAAUAAUAAUAAUAAUAAUAAUAAUAGUAAUAAUAAUAGAGAUAAUAAUAAUAUGAUAAAUAGUUAUUCACAUCAUGAUUCGUUGAAUUUCGAAUCGACAACGAUGCUACCUGGCCGUUCCUCAGAGAAUAUUCCAGUGAGAAACGAAGAGUACUUUGAAUUGUAUAUCACUGCCAUCUUGACGCUUAUUCAUCUUAGAAAGUCACAUCAUCACUACCAGAGCGAUGAGGGUAACGACCGAUUCCUAUUGAAGGAGAACGAAGGUGAAGGAAAUGAUGGAGAAGACAAGGAAGAUGAAGAAGAAGAACUGCCAGUUGUAACUGUCGACCCGGAUCUAUUGUUGAAUCCAAUGCCACCUCUUGUGAAGAACGAGAAAAAGGCUGUCAGUGUUGCAUGUGGUUGGGAACACAUUGCCGUUAUCUCUUCGGAUGGCGAGCUUUUCACUUGGGGAAAUAACUCUCAGGGUCAACUUGGACAUGGUUUAAAUGUUGGAAAGUAUCAAUCUACUCCACGUCGUGUUGAAACUUUCAAAUCUUCACCAAUCAUUAUGAUAUCGUGUGGUGGUGAACACUCGGUUGCCGUCGACCAGUCGUUCCAGAUUUACAGUUGGGGAUCGAGUAGAUACGGACAACUUGGACACGGUGUUUUGACUCCACAGAACCUACCAAAGAAGAUCGAAGACUUUACUGGUGGACAAAAAGUGUUGGCUAUUGCCACCGGUUAUGCACACACAAUGGUACUUAAAAAGUCGGGCGAUCUCUUCACUUUUGGAUGGAAUGAUUCCGGUCAGCUGGGACUUGGUAACUUUAAGAAUCGUGCAGUUCCAAUGCGUAUUGAAACUUCAGAGAUUGUCGGUAUCCAUGGAGAGCGAAUCACCGCUAUUGCGGCUGGUCACUCACACUCCAUUAUGUGUUUGGAUAACGGUGAUAUCUACAGUUGGGGAGCCAACUCCAAAGGACAACUUGGACAUGGUAAUAUAGAAAAGUCGUUGCGUCCAAAGCAGAUCGAUGAACUCAAGGGUAAACCAAUCAUCAAGAUAUCGUGUGGACACUUCCAUACCGUUGCUAUCUCAGAGUUGAAUAGUGUCUAUUGCUGGGGACAGGGUGAGCACAUGUGUCUUGGAAACGGAAGUAACAAGAAUGAAUUGUCACCAAAGAUGAUUGAGUUCUUUAUCAACAAGAAGAUUGAAAAGGUAGUUUGUGGUCUCUAUCACACCGCCACUGUUACUGCCGCUGAAAAUGGAAGUGAUAGGGGUAAUGUAUAUAUCUGUGGAGGUGGCGAACACGGCAAGCUUGGCACUGGUGGAGAUCUCAAGACUCCAUUCUUUGACAAACCACAUCCCGCUGUUAUUCCAUCGCUAAACUCGAUGAACAUUGUCGGAUUCUCCAGUGGCAGUGAGUUCUCUGCUAUCAUUACAAACAACGGUGCACUGUAUACUUGGGGUUACGGAAACUUUGGACAGAUCGGAAACGGAAAGACCGAAGACAUGUGGCUGCCAACCAAGAUAUCGCUUAACGACCAACGUUUCAUGUUGUUCAAUCAAAACUCAAAGGGAUUUGCCAAGGCGCGUUACUCACAAGAGGGAUUGGAAGACGUAUUGAAAUCCUACUCCAACUCCUACCGUUCGUUUGCAAUCAUUAACAAAGCCAUUCAGUUUGAGAAUUGGGAUGUUGCAGCUACCAUCUACGACGUUCUCGAGGACUACAAGUCGACAUUGGAAUGCCGAUUGAUCGGUCUCAAAAAGAGAAAUCUCGAUAAGGAAAAGGAAACACACAUACUCAUUCAACUAUUGCACAACUAUAUCAUCAAAGGAUCUAUCUUUGGUAUUGAUAGUCCACCUAUGAUAUCGACCAUCACCUCCAUGUCACCCAUUCAGAUGUCACCACCACUCUUCUCGACAACACCCAACCUCAAUAGCUUCCAAGAGAUAUUCCCACCGAUCAACGGUAGUGGAGGUAUAUCGGCAUCUACCGGAUCACUUCACCACCACACCGACCAAAUAGCAUCCGAUGGAAAGAAACCAACUUCUGCCGAGAAAUCUAAAGAACUUUUAUUAUUAUUAAUAUUAAAUUAUUGGAGAGAAAAAGAUUUACCAAUUCAAGUGAUUGAAGAUUAUAUCUUGGAAAAUAUCGAUUCAUUCUCUUUGCCACUCUCCAAUAUCAUGCAGAUGAACAGCAAUCUAGAAUACCCAUUGAUCUUGGAGUUCUCUACAUCACUUUACCUUAUCAUUGUAAAAUAUUAUCUUCAUUUCAUGAAGAAUCUAAGUGAACGUGAGAAAGACUAUCAAAGAGCAUCAGAAAAAGUAUUGUUGACAAAUAUUAAAGAGAAUUUGGAAAAAGAUAUCUCUAGUAGAACAAAGAUUCAGAUUCAUUCACUGGUGCCUGAUAACACCGAUUCCUACAGUCUCAACGGAGGAGGAUAUAACCAAGGUCCGACCAACACCUUUGAGAAGGAUGUUGCCUUUACUUGUAACCACUACUUCUCGAAACGUAAAUACUUUGGUAAUAUCCUACCGUACUUCCAAUCAGAGGUACAAAAGAUCGGUAUUACCAGUGCCACCACACUCAAGUUCAUCAUGGAGGAGUACAAUCACAAGUGGAUAUCACUUUCAUGUCCGGUUUGUCUGUACAACUUUAUUCGUGACUUGGCAAACGAUCCAAAUAUUAAACCAUGGAAAAUAUAA